Molecule: messenger RNA, 1126 nt
Organism: Arabidopsis arenosa
Lineage: Eukaryota; Viridiplantae; Streptophyta; Magnoliopsida; Brassicales; Brassicaceae
Source: the annotation of a GenBank genome assembly
AAUGAUUUGAUCAUCAUCAACGAGAAACACAGAGAGAGAGAAUCUUAAAUUUGCUCCAGCUCCUGAUCGAUUCCGAUUUUUCACAAUUCUUCCUUGGAUCUGCUCUUACCUAGUCACCAAUCACUUGGCUGCCAUUUUUCUUUGCUGUGUUUUCGUCAUCCAAAACGAAGCUGUGAUCAAACUGGAACAACAAUUAAUCGGAACUUUCGGAAGUAUUUAGAUGGCAGAAAAAGCUUGUAUAAAGCGUCUUCAAAAAGAAUACAGAGCACUUUGCAAGGAGCCAGUCUCGCAUGUUGUUGCUCGGCCUUCCCCAAAUGACAUUCUUGAGUGGCAUUAUGUGUUGGAAGGCAGUGAAGGAACACCUUUUGCAGGUGGAUUUUACUAUGGGAAGAUCAAGUUCCCUCCAGAAUAUCCUUACAAGCCACCUGGAAUAACAAUGACCACACCAAAUGGUCGAUUUGUGACACAAAAGAAAAUCUGCUUGUCUAUGAGUGACUUUCAUCCAGAAAGCUGGAAUCCAAUGUGGUCAGUGUCAAGCAUACUUACAGGACUUCUCUCAUUUAUGAUGGACAACAGCCCCACAACGGGAAGUGUAAACACUAGUGUAGCCGAGAAACAACAGUUGGCGAAGUCAUCUCUUGCUUUUAAUUGUAAAAAUGCAACAUUCCGGAAACUAUUUCCCGAGUAUGUAGAGAAGUACAGCCAGCAACAAGUAGCUGAAGAGGAAGCAGCCACUCAACAGACGACACCUGAGGAUUCUCCUCAGAAGGAAAAUGCGAAAAUCGAAUCAGAGAAAAGCAUUGGUCUUAAAAAGGAAAAUAUUCAAGAAGUGGGAUUGAAAGAGAGGAGAAAGAACAAGAAAGAAGCAUUACCGGGUUGGAUAGUAUUGCUGCUAGUAUCGAUUGUAGGUGUUGUAAUGGCGUUGCCUUUGCUUCAACUGUGAUUUAGAUGCAAAUGCAACGCAACACAACAUGACUGCAAAUCAAUCUGGUAAAAUCUGUUUAUCAUCGUCUCUCACUCUCAGUACUAAGCAGUGUCUUUUGUUAUCCCCCUUCUCUUGAAAAGAGAACAGAUACAUUGAGUUUGGUAUGGUAUUUGAAAUUACCUAUAAAUAUAAAUGUUAGCU